UGUAUCCCGUAGCAACCAAAAUAAACAAGAAUCCGCGAGAAAAUUUCACACACAUCAAACUCACAAGUGGUGCCGCCGAAAUGGCCACCGUCGUUCCCGAGUGCUGCCGCUGCUGCCUGACCGAGGACGAGCGCGACCUGAUCUUCGUGUUCGACGUGCUGGACGAGUUCGAGAGCCGCAUUUGCGACCUGAUUGCAACGUGUGGCGGCAUCGAGAUUGCGGAGGAAGACGCAUACUCCAAGAGCAUCUGCGGCAACUGCCUCAACGAUCUGGCCAACGCGGCCCGCUUCCGGGACCGGUGCGCCAAGACGGAACAGGUGCUGCAGAACGCGUCGAUUACGGUGGUCGAGGAGGACGACGAUGUGGUGUUUGAGCAGGAGCAGGACCAGCUGGACACGGCCGGGCUGGUUAAGCUUGAGGAGGAAGACGGCGACACGCGGGACAGUGGCGAGCCGAGGAUUCAGUUCAUCAUCGCCGACGAUCCGAACGAUCCCGAGCUGGCCAAGUUCGACUACGACGAGCUGAUCAGCAGCCAGGACAGCGAACUGCAGCCGGAUGACUUUGAGGAGCUCAAAACCAAAGAGAAAAACGUUGAAAAGGUGGUUCGGCCCAGGCCACUGCAACUGAACUUUGUCUGUCCGGAGUGUGGAGCGGGCUUUGCGAUGCAGAAGAAUCUGGUCAAACAUUUGGCCAGCCACCACAGCUUCGUGUGCGGCGUUUGCCUUAAGACGUUCGAGAACGAGUCCGAUCUGCAGACUCACCUGGCUCAAGGUCACGACGACAGCAGCCCACCAACAGACAACCCUAAGAAGAAACACGUCUGCGAGUUUUGCCGCAAGGCGUUCGUGUCCAACUCGGCCCUCACGGCUCACAUCCGCGUUCACACAAAGGAACGCCCCUUUCCGUGUAGCUUUUGCACGAAACGGUUCCGCACCGUCGGAGCGCUCGAGCUGCACGAACGACGCCACAACGGAAUCAAGCCGUACAAGUGCGACAUCUGCGGGCGUGGCUUCGCCGAGUCGAGCAACCUGAAGGUGCACCACCAAACGCACACCAAAGAGAAGCCCCACGUUUGUACCGUGUGCAAUCGGGCCUUUGCGCGGGUCUUCCUGUUGAAGAUUCACCAGCGGACCCACACCGGAGAGCGGCCCUUCGCCUGCGUGGAUUGCGGCAAGUGUUUUUCGCAGCAGGGUGAUUUGGCCGCCCAUCGGAGGAUUCACAGCGGGGAUCGGCCCCACACGUGCGACGUUUGUGGUCGCAGUUUUAUUAAAAGCAGUGGCCUGCUUCAGCACCGCAAGAGACAUAAGCUGGCGCUGGGUGGAGAGGUGCUGGACGGCGUGGAGGAACUCAUUGUCGGGGAGUUUGAAGUUGAAGAGGAUCACGGCGAGGAGGAAGAGAGUGGGGACGGCGAGGAGGUGUUGGGUUUAGUAUACUGGCAGUUGACCUGGGCCACAUCGUACACGAUAUACUCGUUGUAUAGCAGUGCCGACUGCAGCUUGGAAUCGGUCACGCCCGGUCCCAUCGGGAUCUCGACGCCGUCCGCUGUGCAUGUUGUCGGGGAGUUUCUGCACGUACCGGGCCUGGUUCAGCUCCAUCAUGUUACCGAGGGCCACCUCGCACAGCAGCAUCAGACCGGUCGAGUUUGCGGGCGAGGUUGCGCAGUAGUUGGCGGAUUUGGACACCAUGUCGGCGAAGUAGAUACCCUUGCCGAACAUGUACCCGGUGACGGGGGCUUCCGGCGGGGCGAUCUUGAGACCGUGCGUGAGAAUACCGACAAAGUUGGUAAGACGCGAUCCGUGCCAGAGGAGUUUGCGGUUGUGCAGCUUGCGGAACGGUUUGUAGCGACGCUCUUCGCCCUUGCGGCGGAUUUUGAAGAUUUCCGAGACUUCCAGGUCGAACUGGUUGUGGGUGGCGGCGUGCGUGUUCUUGACGUACUGGGCGAGGCGCUUGAACUCGUCGGACUUUUGGUCCAGCGUUUGCAUCUCCGUCUUGAGCUGGUCGUAGUGGCCGUCGAGCGGGUUCUUGGUUUCGUCCGUGUCGGCGUUCAGCAGACUGUACGCGAUCUCGAUCUCCAUGAGGCUUUCGAGCAUGGUUUGCUUUUCCUUGAUCUGCUCGACGGUGUCGAGGACGGGGAAUCUUCCGCCCAAACAGGAUUUUUUCUCCGCGGUCGCGUUUCACUUUCUCAAAAUGAUUCGAUUCGUUGUGUUUUAAUCCCGCGCACGAUGGACGGCCCUUUCGUGACAUUCUGCGCGGAGCAGGCGCACCCCACCAGUGAAGCAAUUCCGGAAUCCUCCUCCGUCGUGGUCGUCACGGAAGAGGACGAUUCUGGCGAGCCGCAAGUCGCGGCGACGGCUGGUGGUCCACCGAAAAUCGUUUAUCUGGACCGGGUUUGUCGGACGUGUUUGGUCGAGAAGGAGAGGGAUGACCUGAAGGAUCUGUUUGAGUUUGGGCUGGCGGAAACGGUCAUGUCCUGUGUGGGUCGGGUCAUUUCGGUGGAGGAAUCGGACGGGUUGCCGGGUCACAUAUGUAUGGAGUGUCUGCAGGAGGUGGAACGGAUCAUCAGCUUCCGACAGCAGUGCGAGCGAUCGGACGGCACGAUCCGGAACUUGAUCGAGAAAUCCGUCGUGAUCAACCAAGACAGCGAGACCAAGUACGAAGUGCUGAACGUGGUGCUGACCGAUGCCAACGGGAACACGGAAACGUCGGCCGUUGUCGUUCCGAUUGAGGAGCUGCGUUUUCAGCUGAUGAAUGGCGGAGGGGGAGGAAGGUGUUCCGAGGAGAUUGUAGAGACGGAAUCGACGACCAGCGAAAACGUCGAGCUGAGCUUCGUGGCUCCUUCGGACAUACUUGUAACGGAGGAGAUCAUUGUCCAAUCGCAACCGGAGGAGGAGGCUCCGAUCGGUGAACUGAUUGUCGAAGAAACGCCUUCAGAGCAGGAGCAGCAGCAGCAUGAAUCGACGGUUCUGGAAAACCUGCGCCAAGAACUGUCCGAAUUCAUCGGUGGAACGAGCGCGGAGAUCCCGAAAGAUCAAGAAGACCUGGACGAAAACGACGACGACGAAUUACCUUACGAUUACCUCAAAGAUGCCCUCACCGACGAGUACAUUCAGUCGAUGGAACAGCAGCUGGCCCCGUCGGCCCCUCCGCGGUCGGAAAACCCCGCCCAGGAACGCUUGGAGCAGGCCAACCUGGACAGUCUGAUCAACGAUGAGCCACAGCAGCUGCGAGGUGACGGUGGCGACAAGGACCAUGGCGCCAGUAAGCAGCACUACUGCGACGAUUGUAACGUGGGCUUCGAAAAUCGGCGCAAGUUCCGGGUGCACAUGAAGAAGAAACAUUCCGAGAAAAAGUACGAGUGCAGCUACUGCUCGCGCCGGUUCGCCGAGCAGAAGCAGCUGCGGAACCACGUGCUGCGGCACACCGGCGAAAAGGCCCACGCCUGCGAGAUAUGCAACGCGCGCUUCUACGAGCGCAACUUGCUGAACGUGCACAUGCGGCGACACGACGGCGAGAAGCCGUACUAUUGCGAGCUGUGCCCGAAGCAGUUCGGGAGCAAAAGUCUGCUCAACACCCACGUCAAGUGUCACCGCGGCGAGAAGUGCCACAUCUGCGACGUGUGCGAAAAGGGCUUUACGCUCAGCUGGCAGCUAACGGCUCACAAGCGCAUUCACACGAACGAAAAGCCGUACGAGUGUCCGUACUGUCUGAAGCGGUUCAACCAAAAUGGGAAUCUGGUGAUUCACAAGCGAAUCCACACGGGCGAGCGGCCUUUCCAGUGUGAACUGUGCGAAAAGGCCUAUCCGGGCCAGGGAGAGUUGAGGAACCACAUGCGGCAACACACGGGCGAGAAAAAGGUCAAAAACGUGACGUGCACCGUAUGUCAGAAGAACUAUGCCGGAAAUGGGGACCUCAAGAUCCACAUGCGAACCCACACCAAGGAAAGGCCUUACGGCUGCCAGGAGUGCGGCAAGACGUUCAUGCUGCAGGUUCACCUGACGGUGCACAUGAGAGCCCACACGGGCGAAAAGCCCUAUGCGUGCGAGCUGUGUCAAAAAGCCUUUACCACAAACUACCAGCUGAAGCACCACAUGCAGGUGCACACGGGCGAGAAGAACUACGGCUGCGAUUUAUGCGACCGGCGGUUCAGCAGCGCUGCCAACCGGAACACCCACCGCAAGACGCACGAACGGACAAUCUCCUGACAAAAGUACGUAUUUGUAGAUUAAGGUGCGUUUUGUCUGUAUUUUUUUAUUCGCUAAUAUCGUGGCUAAAUUAUUCACCAAAAUUAUUGCAAGCGAUCGCGUCCGUAAAUCUCUUUCCACCAAUCAGCAAUUUAACGGUCAGUUUGAAUGAUCCGAAACUCACCACGGCAAUUUUAUAUUCACCACAACUCAUUUCCACGUGUUUGACAGUUGAAACUACCACACAUUUUGUGUGGUUCGUGCUUGAUGACGUUCUGAUAAAAUUGUUCAAUUAUUUGUUUAUGUUUGUCUGUGAUGUAAUUUAUUUUUGACUUUUUAAAUCAAAUUAAAAAAAAAACAUUAAUUCCAAUAUUUCGAAUGUUUCUAAAUGAUUUUUUUUAUCAUUUUAAAAUAUUGGAACUUUAAAUUCUUUUUUAAACAUAUUUCGUCGCUUUAAAUAAAUAUUUAGAAACAAUCGCUUGCAAAAAAUAGUGUCAUAAAUUAAUAUACUUAAAAAUAAUUACAAAACCAAAUAAAUCGUAUCUUUAUCAGUAGUAGUAUAAUGCCAAUAUUAAAGUAAGGCAAUCGCGUGUUGUUCCAGUGUAAAAUCCAGCAAUAUUCAUGACAGUAUAUCUUUAAAAAAAACAAAACAAUUAUAGCUAAAUGGCUGUUACCAAUGUUCAAGCAGUAGUGAAGCAUCGAUGUGAUUAGGGUAACUCCGGGUCGAGCGGUUUCGAGAGUAUUUUUUUAUUUAGUUUUUAAGUGGCUCAAUUAUUUAAGUCUGUUUUUAUUGUGGUUGCCAUUGUUUAGAUCCCGCGAACUCCGGAGUUCCUUAAGCAAGUUCUUAUGAUUAUCUCUCUUAAGCGCAAAAGUUCAAAUUUAUUCAUACAAAUACAUGUAUUAGCUAAAUGGCUUAUUCAAUCUAUCGUGCAAAACAAAGUAGUCUUUACAGUGGUCUUUAUGGAAUACAUAACUUUAAAAUGAAA
Molecule: messenger RNA, 5167 nt
Organism: Culex pipiens pallens (northern house mosquito)
Lineage: Eukaryota; Metazoa; Arthropoda; Insecta; Diptera; Culicidae
Exons: 8
Coding region: 81-4202 (1373 amino acids)
Biological process (GO): regulation of transcription by RNA polymerase II
Cellular component (GO): nucleus
Molecular function (GO): zinc ion binding; RNA polymerase II cis-regulatory region sequence-specific DNA binding; DNA-binding transcription factor activity
Source: RefSeq, a predicted model, not a curated record